Molecule: messenger RNA, 588 nt
Organism: Tachyglossus aculeatus (Australian echidna)
Lineage: Eukaryota; Metazoa; Chordata; Mammalia; Monotremata; Tachyglossidae
Gene: SLC30A8
Product: solute carrier family 30 member 8
Biological process (GO): response to glucose; insulin secretion; zinc ion transmembrane transport
Cellular component (GO): plasma membrane
Molecular function (GO): zinc ion transmembrane transporter activity
Source: RefSeq, a predicted model, not a curated record
AUGGAACUGCAACAGAAAGGCCUGAAUAAGGACAGAAUUCCCGCAGAAGAGUCGGAUGGCGGGAUUUUACGUCGCUUCCAGAGCCACUCCAAGGCCAAGGAGAGCAGGGAGGAGGAGCAAAUGCAUCCCGACUGGAAGCUGUGCAUUGCAUCUAUAAUCUGCUUUUUCUUCGUAAUUAUUGAGAUUGUUGGUGGCCCUCUUGCAGGAAUCUUGGCUGUGAUCACAGAUGCCGCCCAUCUCCUGGUGGAUUUGACCAGCUUCCUGAUCAGUCUCUUCUCCCUCUAGGCUGUCGGCGAGACCCCCCCGUCCAAGAAAUUGACAUAUGGAUGGCACCGAGUGGAAAUGCUCGGGGCAUUGCUGUCGGUCCUCACCAUUGGAGUGCUAGUGUAUUUGGCCUGUAAGCGCCUAGAAGACAUGGCCACAAUCACAGAACCAAAACCCCCAGACAUCUUUCUGGGCAAAACUGUAAGAGCAGGUUUUGUCCAUGCCACUGAAGAUCUCUUUCUGAGUGCGCGUGUGCUCAUUAGCACACUUACAAUAUUCUUCAAGGUCAGUGUUACGGAGAUGAUCCGCCGGCAGUGUGAUUAA